CGCCGCCGAUUGGCUGCGCGCGGGAACCGGUCGCCGCGUCCCGCCGCCCUGCCCCGCGCCGCUACAAACAACUUCAAAUUCUUAUUCAUGUUCCUUGCCACGACCGUUGCUGCCGUUGAGAGCGCGCGCACUAUGCGCCCGUACUUCGCGUAAUCUUAUCGAUAUGUGCUCGAUGUUCAACGUGAAUCUAGUGUUUUGAUGUGUCAAUUUAACAUUAGAUUAAGUGCACGGCGGAGCAGUGUGAGUGUGCAGCGAGACGCUCCGACUGCGCUAUGAAAACACACGCACGACCUGGUGUUUUUGUUCUUUUUGUAUCGCGAGUGCUUCGUGAGCGGCUUCGACGUAAAGUUACCUGUGCCAUGUGCAUCAGAUAAUGUUGUGCUCCUGUUAGUUUGACGACAAACUAAUAUGCUAGCUAGUGGAUAUUGCGACGGAGUGGCGUUGUGUUUUGGUGAUUCAUAGUGUCGUGCGGUGGUGACAUGAAGGUGACAGUGUGCUUCGGGUCGGUGCGGGUGCUGGUCCCGUGCGGCGCUGGCGACCUGCUGGUCAGAGACCUCGUGCGGGAGGCCACGCACCGCUAUAAGAAAGCUACUGGACAGGGUCCAGAAACAUGGGUGGGAGUAAGAGCGUUGCGUGCCAGUUCAGGAGGUAUUCUGGACCCGGACGAUCGCGUGCGGGAUGUGGCGGAUGACAGGGAAACCCUCACGGCUGAAUGCACCAGUCAAGCGCCACAACCUCGCGCCGCGCAAGCAGAUGGCGCCAGUGGGUCUUCAGCCGGCACCGCCUCCCCUGACAUGUUUCGGGGAGGUGGCGGUGUCGGCGGUAGUAUGCGCGUUCCUGACACCGACUCCUGCGUCGAAGUCGGGGCGGCAGACUUGGAAGAUGGAGCGAACGGUCUGCAGGUACGGCGCGGGAGUGAACCCACGCUACACCAGGAUACCCUACCGCCUCAGAGACCGGUAUCAGAACAAACAAAGCGGUGGUCGGCUGCAGUGGUGUGCCGGGACGACAGUAGCAGAGUGACGCAGAAGGUGCACCCGUUACCGGACGGCCGGCCGCCCGAUGUCGGCGUGGACCGGCACGGGCAACACUUUCAAAGGCAGUCUAAUCGCCUAUCAAUGCAGUUUUCUGGGCCUGGCGGUGUAUGGUUGGACGCAGCAGAGCGGGUCCAGAGUUAUGGCAGCAAAAGUCUUCCGAGAGACGCUCGAAGGGAACCAUUAGGACAGGACAUGCCAGUAAACAACCACCAAAAUCAUAGGGUAGAAGACAUGCUCCGGUGGGUGUCAGGAGUGAACAAUGUGGCAAGUGUACAUCCUGUGCAAGAACGGCCUCUUGAUCUCUUACCCGAAGGGGGCAGUAGUGAACGUGCGAUAUCCGGAAUGGAAGUCCCAGUGAGUCCCAGCAGUAAGCCGACGUCGGGCGCCACGCAAACCGUGGCCGUCACCCUGGUGAAGGGAGAGAAAGGCCUCGGCUUCACCAUCACCACCAGAGACAACCCCACUGGGGGACACUGUCCUAUUUAUAUCAAGAAUAUUUUACCUAAGGGUGCAGCAGUAACAGACGGUAGAUUACGAGCGGGCGACAAGUUGGUGUCAGUGAACAAUGUGUCAGUCUCCGGACUGACGCAGCAACAAGUCGUCACUCUACUUAGGAACACUCCCACCGACUCCACCGUCGAGAUAGUCAUCGAGAGAACUGUACCUAAUCGGACACAGAGGGUAGAACCCCAACAAAGUCCGACGAAGUACGUGGAAAAAGCGAUAGGAACACCAAUGAACGCAGUGGAAGUCCCGAAGCCUUCAGAAAACGGACGAGUGUCCAGUAUAGUGAAUGCCAUUAACCAGAACAACGUGAACAGUUCCAUGCGAGGCAGGAUACCUAAGAGCUCGUCGAAAGAUGAUCUGCUGCAUAAGGAUAAUAGCAACGACAGUGCACUGCAAGACGCUUUGAACUCUUCGUCUAAUUCUAUCCUUGGUCUCCGCAACCGGCUGAUACUUCGGCUGGACGUGCCGGUGCACGACUCGGAGAAGGCAGGCCUGGGCAUCAGUGUCAAGGGGAAGGUCACUGUCGGACCUGAUCCCCAGGACCUGGGCAUCUUCAUCAAGUCUGUGCUACAUGGAGGAGCGGCGUCUAGGGAUGGGAGAUUACACACAAACGACCAGUUAUUAUCAGUGAACGGCGUGUCACUAGUGGGACAGAGUAACGCGGAGGCGAUGGAGACGUUACGACGGGCGCUACUACAUGCUCGGCCACAGCGGUCCGGGAGCAUUUCCCUCACUAUUGCUAGGAGGACUGAUAGUAUGGAUAGCCUAGCAAGGUGGAAAGACGACACGCCUCCAAAUGGCAACGACACAACCAACUCAAACGAGAACUCACAGAACUACAACACCGUCAUAUACAACGCGAGCAGCGACAAGGAGAACAAACCAGUAGACAACUUCAACCAAAAAUACGAUACCAAUCAAAACGAGGGCUUCGACAGCCACGACGGUAGGAGUAGCAAGAAACAUGCAUCCAUAAUAACUAUAAACAACAACAAUAGUUGGGUCUCAAACCAAUCAGACGAUAGUAAAGGUUAUUUAGAAAGGGACAAAGAUAUACCUCCACAUGAUAAUAAAAGAGAUAGCUUCGAAUGGAGUAGGCUUGAUGGCUGGAACCCUGUAAUAGAUCGACUGACUGGACUAAGAAAUGAAAGCUAUUACAUGGCAACCCAGAUCGAUGCUCCAGUAACGAAUGGCCACCACUAUAGACAUAAUUUGGGACACGUACACAUGCCACGGUCGCCGCCUGCGCAUCAUAAUGUUAUUAUUGAGGAGGAUUAUGGUACAACGAGGGGUAGUGGUAGUGGUUGUGGCGGUGAGUCUGGCAGUGAGAGUGGCGCGGGGUUCAGUCGCGACGCGGUCGGCCGCCGGUCCAUGUCGGAGAAACGACACGCCGCGCUGGACGCCAAGAGCACUGGAACCUACAAGAAAAUCAAGGAGACCAAAGCUAUCAAUGCAUUACAAGUGGGUCCGUCAUUAGGAAUGAGAAAAUCAUCAAGUUUGGAAUCUUUACAAACAGCGAUACAAGAGACGCAGAGAAAUCCACGCAACGAACCUAUUUAUGCACGAGCGCACCCACCUUUAAAAACGUGGUUAACGGACGACCACCACGGACCGGACAUGAUCAGAGGCUCACCGCAGCAAUCGUCACUGUCACACAAGAAGCCAUCCAUACUCAAGUCGUUAUCAACUAUGUUUAGGAUAGGAAAACCUCACAAGAAACCAGAAACAGAAGUAUACGGCAGAUCACAGCCGGGCAGAGCUUCAGAGAAGUCACUGUCAAGGGAAGCGUUAGAGCGACACAACAGAAUAGAAGAGAGGGAGAAAGAAGAAGAACCCGCUACCAAACCACAGCAGAGAUCGGAAGUAUCCCACUCGCGCCAAGGAAGCAGUGGUAGCGGCGACCGCACGCACAAGUCCGAGCGCCGCGCGCCGCCGUACAGAGCCCCACCACAUCAACAACACCCGCAGGGCAUGGACAGCGCGUGGGGUCCCACCGGUCACUACGUCAACUAUGAAGAAAUACAACAGAAUUUAAACGCGCGUCGCGAGAAGUUGAGCGAGGUGCAGAUAGGACAGAUGAGGAGACAGGUCAGCGCGCAGAGGGCCAAAGCAGAGGAAGAGAGUCGUCGGGCAGGGGCGGGUGGCUACCACUCACAGCGCUCCUGUAGAGAGGGGGGCGUGCGGCCGCAGUCCAACUACUAUGAGUACGAGACGGCGCCGCCACGGAGGCCGGGCAAACUGUCCCACUACCACUGAGCAAUGGACAGCGAACAACACGAUAAUUCCGCUUCGACGCCAGACACCGACGGCCGAGGUAUCCGAUCUCAUUUUAAUUGGCGAUACUUUUAACGAUUAUAUCGCUUCAGUAGACGUUAAUAACGCCAUCUGUCGCCUCGAUUCCUUAUUGAUUUAACUUCAAGUGCUUUCACUGAGACUGAGCUACGGUCAUUAAUUGUUAUUCUACAUAAUUUGCUGUAUCGAUUGCUGGUAAGAAUACGAUGUUAAUUGUCAUUAAAUAUAAAAUAAUUGUCUCAAGAAUUAUUUACGCUUGAAGUCGUUAAAAGUGAAUUUGUUUUCAAUAUGGCUACUUAAACCGUUAUUUAGUGCCUUCGAUGUAAUAAAAUACAAGGGGCUUGUGUAAUUUUGUACCUUUUCUAUACCCAGUGAUAUGUAUAUUACAUCUUAUUUUUGCGUCUAACAUAAACAAAAGUUUUCCAAGUAAAAUACAAUUGUAUAAAAAAUCGAUUAUGGUUAUGUACGCAAUAACCUUGUACUUAAAACUGAAGAAUCCCUUUUUUUCUGAAACUGUUAAAUGAAGCAAGUAUUUUACACUACAGUAAUUAACAAACAAACCAUUUUUACAAUACAUUUUUCUGUAGUUAAUAAAUGAUUUUUGUGUUUAGAAAUCUUCCUCAAUUUUUUAUUUUAAUUCUUGUUUUUACAACUUAAACAAUAACUACACAUUUUCGUUUAAUAGACGUCAAAAAUAAUUGUGAACAUAUUAAUUUGAAACGAAACAUAAUACAUAAUUUAAAUAAUAUUAAAGAUGUAGCUAAUGAGCAUUUUUUUCUUGGAGACACUUGUUUGUUAAUCAUUGUGCUUACUUUAACACAAUAUUGUAAACCUCAUAAUUUAAAACUAAAAGAAAAUUAUUAUUGUUUAACGUAUAAUCAGUUUCCUAUAUUAUAUCUUUAUAAUGCAGUGUAAAACUAUAAAAUCAUUUUUAACAUAGUACCCACCGUUACACUAAAAUCAUUUUUAACAUUAACAAAACUUUGUUAAAAAUGAUUUUUACGUGCUUACUUUGUUAAAAAUGACGUACUUUACUUCAGUUAUGUAAUUUGAUUUCAACUGAUUAUGUAUUUGUCCUUAUAUUAGGGAUCUGUUUAAUACAUGAAGGCUUGACUACAAUGAGAACCAACGAAUGUUCAUUUUUUUUAAACAAAGUCCCUAAGCUCAAUUUUAAGUUGACACUAAGCAUCAUGCUCUUUCCUCCCUUCACUUGAAAACAAGUAUUGGAUUGUUACAAAUACUUUAAAGAUCAUCUUUACAUUGAGAGGCGACUCAAGCAUUUGGACAUAAGGACCUAAAGAAAUUUCGAACAUUCAUCAUUGUAGUGGACCCUUCAGACAUCGUUGGUUAAAAUUUUUUUACUGUAAAAUCGGCGUUACAUCUGGCCAUUUCCUCGAAUAUUCGGUACAAGAACUUUUAAAUAUUACAGUACCCUUAGUACGACUUUACUUUACGUUUAACAAGAUCGCGCGUUCUGCGCUCUGAUUGGCCGGUGCUAAUGAACCAACCAAUCAGAGUGCCAGACGUGCUCUCGUUUCGUUUUCGUUCAACGUAAAGGAAACUCGUACUAAGGGUACUGAUGAUAGGAAAAUCCUCAUUUUAAAAUAUUAUGUCCUUUAAAGUAAAACUUGUCCUUCAACGCAGUCACCUGGAUAUCGUUCCUUGCUACUCCAAAACUUAGUUUAAACGUGAAGUAGCGACUUGUUCACUUGUUCUCAAGUAGUAUUAAUCCCAGCUCUUAAGUUUUGAUUGUUCUAACUCGCCUGUGACUAAGAUAAUCCCUUGUUUGUUAUCUUAUCUUAUCUAAUGCUUUUCGAUAUUAGUUGAUUUACGAAAUCUUGAUCCUGAAUUGUUAUUGUUGGAAUAUUUUUACCUUACGAAAACUAGAUUCAAAGAUUUUCUACUCUCUUAUCAUAAUUUCUGACGUCGAAAUUAAGGUAAUAGGUAAAAUUGUUACAACAAUAAUUGUCUUAAGUCAAUCCCUUGAAUGUACGAGGAAUGCAUUGUGUAGUGGCCGUCCUAUAAUUCGAUAAAAGGAUCCUAAUUUAUGUCUACGUGGAGGAAUCUUAUUUAUAUACCUUGUCUAUGUAUAUGGAUGGUGGUGCCAUCAUUUCUUAGUUUUAAUUUCGUCUGAUAUCGCGCUAUAGGUACUUAUUCGUGCUAUCGUAAAAUAAGAUAGAUUGUACACCGUAUAUGAAAUGAUUUGAGUGUUUAUUAUAAAUGAAAUUACAUAAAUAUUAUAUAAAAGAUGUGUGAUAGUCUGUCCGUAUAGUGACACAUUGAUAGUAUUACAAAACAUUGUUAAAAAUCCCAAACAGCGACUCCAAACAAUACAACGGUUGCCUCAUCAAGUAAUUAUGUUUACUAACAAAUUUCGAAGUGUUUCUAUACGAACAGACUGUGUGAUAAUUAAAAUAGGAGUGACUUGCGAGAUUCCCAAAUAAAGUGUGUCUCUAAGUGCGCAGGAAUUCGUUUGUCUCGUACCUAAAUCUCCCGACGUCGUAUUUACGUAAAGGCUUGUCGCAGGCACUACGUAGCUACAUGUACAUUCCUACUUACCUUCUAGUAAGAUUAUGAAAGAAGCUUUAAAGUGUAGAUUAGAUUUAUAAUUAAGUUAAAUCUGAUAACAUUUACGUGUGACUGAAUAAUUUAUAUCACUUUGAAGAAUUAUAACUAUUCGUUUACUGUGUAAUAUUGUAAAGUUAGGCGACUACGUUUUCAUCGUUUUCAAUGCAACAAUUUAUUGUAUUCUGACUGUAUUAACUCUUAUUUUAUAUUUUUGUCUUUAAUAUUUCCAUGUUUUUGUGAUAUCUAAUCGGUAUUUAGUGCUAGCCCGGCUAUGGGUUCUCGUGGUGAUAUGAACAUGAUCGCUAGUUACAUAAUUAAACGUAUGUAGACAUUUGUACUGUAUAUAUAAAAUCUAGAUGUUCUACGAGAUUAAUUUUGUAUAGACAGAGGAAAGUAGCUUUUAUAUUUCAUAAAUCAUGACUUAUUUUUAGUUGUAACGAACAAGUUGUUUAGAUAUUAAGUCACAUUGCAAAUGUUUAUUUGCACCGAAGUGCCCAUACAUGUACAUAAUUAGGCGUUUAUAUUACAACGUCAAUAGUAAUUUAUUCUUCUCUUUGAUUCCAGUUUAGUCAAAUGGAAGAAUACGUUAUAAUGAAAUACUUAAAUACAAUUGGACAUUCAAUGUAUGUAAAAUAAAUCAAAAGUGGAAA
Spodoptera frugiperda (fall armyworm) is the source of this 7054-nucleotide messenger RNA. It is a transcript of the gene baz, whose product is annotated as partitioning defective 3 homolog. The transcript is spliced from 20 exons. Gene Ontology annotation, biological process: establishment of centrosome localization; establishment or maintenance of epithelial cell apical/basal polarity; intracellular protein localization. The record is from RefSeq and is a predicted model, not a curated record. Bases 480 to 3800 code for a protein of 1106 amino acids. Gene Ontology annotation, molecular function: protein binding; phosphatidylinositol binding. Gene Ontology annotation, cellular component: adherens junction; apical plasma membrane; apical junction complex. NCBI's taxonomy places the organism in Eukaryota, Metazoa, Arthropoda, Insecta, Lepidoptera, Noctuidae.